Scatophagus argus is the source of this 7442-nucleotide messenger RNA. RefSeq lists its product as uncharacterized. The record is from RefSeq and is a predicted model, not a curated record. The transcript has 44 exons. Bases 114 to 7442 code for a protein of 2442 amino acids. Gene Ontology annotation, biological process: lipid transport. Gene Ontology annotation, molecular function: lipid carrier activity. NCBI's taxonomy places the organism in Eukaryota, Metazoa, Chordata, Actinopteri, Scatophagidae.
CAUUUGUUCAGUUAUUUUGCAUAUGUGCAUGUGUUCCUAUCUGUCCUCGGCCCACAGCAUUCAAAGUCCGAAUGCUGCAACUGUUUUUCCUAUGAAUGUGAUACUCUUUUCAGAUGCCCCGCUUGUCUGUAUUGUCGGGUCUCAGGGGGGCUCAUCUGGUGUUUUUGUUUCCCAGGGAGUCGCUAGAGAGAACGCGCCUCAAGUUCUCCCUCCAGGGGGGAAAGGUCACAGCCCUCUGUCUCCAGGAGGGGGAGCAGGUGUGGGCCCUCAACAUUAAAAGGGCUCUUCUGAGCAUGCUCCAGACAUCCCACAUGGUCUCCAAACAGGAAUUAGAAAAGGAGACUGAUGUGUAUGGGACAUGCACCAGCAGGUAUGAGAAGCGAGGACCUGUACUGCUGAAGAGCAGGGACAUAAACCAGUGCCAACAGUCCAGACUGGCAAACUUCUGGCCCCAUUCGGUAUCUUUAACUGAAGACACAUCAGUGCAGUCAGAGCUGCACUGUGUGCAGAGGCAUGGAUCUACAGUGAUGCAAGAGGUCAACUGUACAGAAGCCGUUUCCAUGGCAUGGUCCAGGACUGCAGGGCUGGUGAAGACCCAAACAGUGUCUACCCUGGUCCUGCUCAGAGCCCAGCCAGGGACUCCUUUCGGCAUGGAUUCUUUAGGUGAUGGUGUGCUAACUGACCUGCAGUUUGAAGAUGAGGGAACUGCAAGGCCAGGAAGAGCCAGAGCGUCAUCACCUCAACAAGCCAGUCAAACUGUCAGGAGGUUAUGUAGCCUCAACUCAGACCCACAACUGGUUUCACAGGAAUUCCUUCAACUGGCUUUCCAGCUGAGAGAUCUGACUCUCUCUCAACUUGAGACACUUUGGCAAGAAGCAUCUUUCAAGUGCCGCAAUGACUGGCAGCCUUUGUUGGAUGCAUUGCCAGCCUGUGGAUCUGAAAACUGUACUGUAUUACUGACUAACCUAAUGAAGAGCAAAGAGCUGGACGAGGAGCAGGCUCAUGCUUUUCUCACCACCAUAGCCCUCAUCCCUCAUCCAUCGCCACAAAUCAUCGACUCCAUCAAUGUUCUAGUGGAGGUCCCAGAGGUGCAGUCCAAGGCACUGUUAGCUGGAUCAUCUUUGGUCUAUCAGUUGUGCCAAAGGUCACAAGCCUCUUGCAGCGAACUUCCUCAGGUACAGACCUUCAUACAAAAACUUGAGGAAACCCUGAAGGAGGGCUUUGAAAGAGAACAACCCACUCACAAGCGUACACUUUUUCAUGCACUGAAAUCAGUUGGAAACACUGGUCUCUCUGCCCCAGUCUUUAUUCCUCUGCUAAACCGCUUCAUGCUUACCCACUCAACUGCGCUGGAGCUGAGACUUGCAGCCAUCCAUGCCUUCAGACGCUUUCCUUGCUCAGCAGAUAGGUCUGUGCUGUUGCAGCUGUACCGCUCCUCCCAGGAGGAUCCUGAGGUCAGAAUCACUGCAUACCAGCAGCUCAUGCGUUGCCCUGAUCAGGACGUGUUUGAAGUGGUGAAGACGACGCUAAGGAACGAGACCUCCAGCCAAGUGGGCUCAUAUGUGUGGAGUCACCUGACUAAUGUCCUGCGGAGCGAGGACCCCAUGAAACAGGCCCUAAUCGAGUCACUGCCUGAUGAUAUAAUUAGCCGAGACUUUGAGGCAGAGUUUUUGAAAUACUCCUCCUUUUCAGACUACACUGUUUCUUCAGCAAUGGGACUUACAAAUGUGGAAACAUCUUUGAUUUUUUCUCCCAAAUCGUUUCUACCAAGAUCUGCUACUGCCAACCUGACAAUGUAUUUUCAUGGUAGAGCCCACAACCUUCUGGAAGUGGACCUUCACGUUGAAAAUGCUGAACCACUUUUGAAGAACCUUUUUGGUCACCAGACCCACAACUCUGAUGGAGAGUCUGUAGCUCAAAGUCAAAAACAUGUGCAGGCCAAAGAGGUCAGGAGGACAAGAAGAAAAACAGAUGAAGGCCACAGAGGAGAAAAAGAAAUGUGUUUAUCGAGUACCAACAGCUAUCUGGACCAGGCCAGGGCCAUGUUAUUUGGGAGCAGGAGUACACAGGUGAACAGGCCCAAGUGUUGGGUUGGCGUCAAAGUGUUUGGCAAUGAGCUCAACGUGUUCACAUGUGAAGACCUCUACAGUCAAAUCAACCAGCUGUCGCUGAGCGUGGCAGGACUCGCCGUCAAACUGCUCAAGGGUCAUGAGGUUCAGCUGAACCACAGGGCCGUGCUGAUGACAGAGGAGCUGGUUUUGCCCUCUCUGUCUGGUUUGCCCGUUAAACUGGGUAUCAACAUGACUGCCUUUUUUUCACUGCGUCUGAAAGGCAACAUAAACUACAGGGAUACUUCUCACUUCUCCCUGACUGGAUACAUCAAACCCAAUGCACAUGUGGGCCUGUCUGCAAGGAUGGGGGUUGACGGUGCCUUGGGUCAGGCUGCAGUAAACUGGGUCUCUGAGCUGAGGAGCUCCACCAGUCUGGACGGUAGUGUUCAGCUGCAGGAGGGGCAGGAUCUCAGGGUCACACUUAACACACCAGAAGAUGUCAUGGACAUCAUCUCUGUCAACUCCAGAGUGUUUCAGCUCAGUGGAGACCAUACAGAAGAGUUAAAGGGCCCGAAGAGUCGAGUCCAGAAGACCACCUGCACACCAAAGACAUGGUCCAAGAUGGUUGGGUGGCAGCUGUGCUCCAACGCCUCUUACCCAUUUGCUGGCACAGGUGUUUCUCUUCCCCCUGUGGGACCAGCUCACCUCUCCCUGAGGCUGCUGAAACUGGACAGAGGCCUUCAUUACUACCUGCUGGAGGCUGCCUACUCACUGCACGCUCAGAGAGGCACUUGGAUCCCCAGAGAGGCCUCCAUCCAUCUCCUGCUAGCCACACCUCAGUCCUCCAUCCCAAGGGACAUGUCUGUGGACCUGGCCUUUAACCGUCACAGGCUGCUGCUAAAGAUCACCCACCCUCUGAAAACCAUCCAGAUACAAGGGCAACUUGAAGAAGGGAGGAAUGUAAAGUCAGGGAAGCUGGAGCUUUUGAUUGAUGGUGUUCAUUAUUAUAUCCUGGGUUUGGUUGACACUCAGACCCUCCUUUCUGAGCAGAGAACACGCUAUCACCUUGAGGCCAAAAUGGCCCCUGAAGGACAUCCCAUGAUCCUCUCUGCUAAUGUUACUCGUGAACUGGGCAGGAAGACAAGCCUCUCUGCCACUGUGAAGAAUGUGUUCAGAGAAACUGCAGCACUGUCAGUGGGGCUGGAGCGCAGACGGGAAGGCAGUAAUAGGCAGUACUCUGUGGAGGCCGAGCUCUUGUUACCUGGUGUUGUUGGUACCAGGAUGCUGGGACUGAUGGAGCAGAAGGGCUCACUGUGGAGCUCCGCGCUCAGGCUCAAAUAUGGUCUGGGAAGUGAUGCCCGGCACCUUCAUCAGGAGUGCUACACGUCUCAGAGGCUACGAAGUGAGAGGGACUCAAAUCUCACAUAUAUUAUGAGAGCAGAUCACGAAUUCUACUGCUCCAACACUGCUCCUAUCAAUCACAAGAUCCACCUGAGGCAUGAGGAAAGCCCCAGCCACAUUAAAUCGACCUUGGACAUGAGCUACGGCAAACACUGGGAUGAGAUCAAUAACAAACGCACACUUCUUCUGAGCCAGUCCUUUAGAAACCAGUCCUCACAAAAUCACACCAGCUACACACUGGAGUUCAACCUGCAAGUGCCAGAGAAGAAUUUAAACUACAGGACUCAGCUCCUGCACUCUCAUGUGAGACAGCUCGGGUCUGAGAGCAGCACACACCUCAAAGUCAACUACAACAACCUGAUGCCGCUGGUGGCUGGAUUACACUGGAAAAGCCCCCCCGAAGACACCCUGCAGAAAAAAUGGGAAGGCACAUUUAACAUGGACACACCGUGGCAGUACAUCUACACUACACAUGAACUGAGCCAGCACCAGCGCCAAACAUUUCAGCUCACCUCAGAGCUGACGGCCAGCAAGUGGCUGACCAUUCGCAACCUUCUCUUGGAGGGUUUCUAUAGGGACAGGGGCAGGGAGAAGGAGGCCCGUCUGAAGCUCUACACACCAGCUGUCACCUACAUCCAAACAGGAGGGUGGGGCAUUGUGGGGAAGAGGAGUGUGAAGGGUUCCGCCUCAGUAGUCUCUUUAUGGACCCCACCUUUAAGAGGAGACAUCUCUCUGGAAGCCUCCAAAUUCAGUCACAUGCUGCAGAUGGCUUCCACCUACGGCAAGCACAACGUGAGCCUCGUUGCUGCCCUGAACGCUGCGGAUAAGAAUCUGAAAAAGAAGCAAGCGAUGCUGAAGAUGACGCUCUCGAAGCCGAAGAGCCCAUCCACAGAGCUGGAGUUCCAGGGAGUCGUAGAGGAGCUCAGGAAGGACAAAAAGAUAUACCAGAAAACAGCAGUGCUGCAGUUCAGACAGCCGUUCCAGACCUUUCCUAAGACCCUCCUCCUGCAGGAGACUUUCACUGUCGACACCCUAAAAGGCCUCUACAUCCUGGAGUCGAAAGCUGAUUUCCAUGGCAACAGAGAGGUCAUCCACACCCUCACCCUUGGCUACCGACCACCGAACCCUUUUGUUUGUUCUGCACUGAUCCAUCCUUUCAGCUCUGACAUCAUUCCGUCCGACUCAGAAAUCUGUGUGGCCAUAACCAACAACCAGACCCAGAAAGACAUACAAGGGAGGUUACGUAUCGGUAGCAAGGAGAGACUGGCUUUCUUUGGACAAGUUCAGUUGAACCCUUUGCACUCAAGUAACCAAGCGAUAAAAGUUAAAGCCAACUUCACCCAUCAGCUCGAGCUGCAGCUCCCCUCCUCUGCCGUGGUGGAGGGAAAUGUAUGUUGGAACCCCAAAAACAACACUGACUUUGAUUAUCAGGCCAGAGGGAAACUGAGAGUAGAGCGACAGGAGUGCCGACUCUCUGUACAGCUCAAUGGAACAUCAGGCAAAGUUGAUCUUUAUUCCUCUCUAAGUCAUCCCUUCAAAUCAAAGAUUCCCAAAACAUUAGAGGUAAAGGCCACUGCAGACAUUUGUUCAGUGGCUGGUAAGGGAAGUAGCUCAGUACAUGUGAGGGCUGAUGGGAAGGACAGGGUGAAGCUGGACGCCCUGAUGUCCCACUACUUCCAGAGGGGAGACAGAGCUGUGGGACUGAAGGUGAACAUGUCCCAGAGCCUGCUGCCUGCUGCUACUGACUUACAUGUAGACGUGGCUGCCAACAUGUCCUCAGACAGUGUGUCUCUACAUGGAUCCUAUAAACAGGGGCAUGAGGCUGUGCUUGCCCAAGUCAAAGGGUCCCUAAAAAGGACCCAAGGUCUGCAGCUGGUUGUGUCUGGGGACCUGAGACACUCCAUGGCCAACCUUGCUAUUUUACCUCCUGUUCUGGGGUUGGAUGGUGCACUAGGACAGUCUGACACGCUCAUUGAAGGACAGAUGAGAGUUAGAGCGAUGGACACCUUGUACAGUGUGGAGCUGAGACAUCACAAGGAUCCUGGAGAUUCUUCAGAUGGAGAAGAUGAUGAGCACAGUAUGGAAAAGAAAUUCCAUGUGGCCAGUGAUUGGCUGUGUGUUUGGGUGGGGGUGCAGCAUUUCUGUGUGAAUGUGAGCCACCAACUGGGGGACUGGGGGACAGGUGAGGUCCACAUGAGACUAUCUCACUCCUUCCGCCAGCUCAAUGCUACAGGUGUACCUGCCAGCAGUAGUGCCCAGAUGAGGUGGGCCCAAGAUUCCAGUCAGUUGUCAGUCCUGGCAGAGCUGCAGGCUGGACCUGAACAUCUAAAAGCUGAGUUUAAUGGAAGCAAGACAGGACAGGCUAUCUCUCGGUGGGAGUACUCAGCCAGGCUCCAGCAAAAAGUCAAAGCCCUGCUCAAAAGAGGCAUAUCGAGCUCCAUACAAGCCAAAGCACAUUAUCAUUUAGAAACAGAAGGACUGCACACAGGCUUGGUCUUUCACAUGGAAGAUGAGAGGAUGGUUGAUGCCCUUUUUAAUGUUGGAUCAAAAAACAGCACAGCUAUAUUGGUAAUGUCUCUGUGGCAACAGAUGAAGUCCCUCCAUGGACUCAUACCCACCUAUUUGCAGAUGAACUGCACAGGGGACACCACCGCAGACCGAAUCUCAGCCCAGUGCAAUGGAAAUGUGGCAGGUCGCCCUGUGGAGUCUCUCCUGCCGUCACAGACUUCAGCCAACAUCUCCAUCACCCGUUCUGGCUGCUCCACAUAUCUCAGCACCAUUCUGCAGGCUGAGGGGCAACAAAAGGCCAACUUCAGUCUGCAUUUAAAUUGUCAUCCCCUCCUUAAUCUGAAAGUAUCUGUACAGCAUUCUAUAAACGCAGUACAGAUGCUGGGAUUUCCUAACCGUGGAGCAAUAAUCUUGAAUGUUUCAACUGAACAUCUGCCUGGUGUGGACAUUGGCUUGGAGUUGGGAUGUUGUUAUUUCAGGGGUAACUGGGGUAAAACCAAGGGUUCACAGAGAGAGGAGGAACAGUCUUCCUACAUUGUGAAUGUGACUAACUACUGUCCUGCUCUACAAGGAACCGUCUUCCCAGUGUCCCUCGUACUUCAGGGCCUCCUGUCUGUUGUCCCCUGCCAGCUGGCCAUGACCUCCUCUCUCAGUGCACACAACCAGCACCUCUCUUUGGAGCUGGGUCAGUCAUGCAAGCCUCUGCAUCUUUCUGGGACCCUCACACACUCCUUCCACGGGCUGAGGAGCCAUGGUGUACCUGAGAUGAUCACCUUAGAAGCCACUGCUCCUGGAGGCCCCGAGCAGGCUGGGGCCCUUUUCAUUAAAGCUGGGACAUGUUCCAUUAGAGCCAAUAGGUUCAUAGAGACCAAAGGAGGGACACAGUGGCUCUGGGCUCUGGAGUCAAAAUGCCCAAUAUUACAGGCUCAUCUCAAUGGCUCUCUGUGGAAAGAACCUCAUGGUAACUGGACAGCCACGGUGGAAACUGAACUAGAGGGUAAAAGGGGCUUCCUCAGACUGAAUGCAAAGGCCUGGCCAGAGCUGGGUGUGGAGGGCGAGCUCAGUCACAACCUUCCUGCUCUCAAAAAUGUACCGCAGCACAGCAGGCUGAGAGUAACCAGUAAGGCUGGAAAACAACGUUAUGACACAGAAGCCCUCGUGGAGACAGAGGAGUGUACAGUCAGAGCCAGUGGAGUUGUGAUAUCACAAAGAGGCCUGCAGGGGUCACUGGUGUAUCACAACAACUGUACAAUUAUUCAGGUCACCAUGACGAUAGAUGAUACAGAGUUACAGGCAUCAGUGGCUCUUAAGAAAACGAAGGAUAAAAAUGAGGGGUCAUUUAAUCUGAAGCACUCUGUUCCCCUGCUGAAGAAGCUGGGUCUCCCUGCUGAUGCUACAGUAAUAAUAAAUUCUGAGAGUCAUGACAAUGGCUCGUACUGUUACCUGUUGAACAGCAGUGCCGGAAGUCAAAAGCUGCAGUAA